CUAACAAGAACAAUGCCAACGGCCAACAACCCCCCACGACGCAAUCGAACAACUCGGUGUGGCCGCAGGCCGGGUCAAAACCGGCCGUGGCCGGCACUAAUGGGCCGCCAACUUCGGCGGCCCCGGCCUCCAACAACAACACCCCGAACAAUACCACGCCGAACAACGCCACCAACACCACCAAACAACAGCUCGAGCAACUGAACAAUAUGCGCGAGGCCAUAUUCAGCCAGGACGGAUGGGGUGGCCAACACGUGAACCAAGACACGAACUGGGACAUCCCCGCUAGUCCCGAACCUUCCAUGAAGAUGGAAGGCGCCGGCCCUCCCACCUGGAAGCCGGCCGUGAACAACGGCACCGACCUGUGGGAGGCCAACCUGCGCAACGGUGGUCAACCGCCUCCGCCGCCUCAGCAAAAGACACCCUGGGGCCACACGCCCGCCUCCAACAUUGGGGGCACGUGGGGAGAGGACGACGACGCCACUGAUAGCUCGAACGUGUGGACGGGAGUGCCUAAUAACCAGCAACAGUGGGGAGGCAACAAUAGCAACAAUGCUAUGUGGGGAGCUGGUGGUAACGCUUCCGGAUGGGGCGAUCCACGUGCCGCAGCUGAUCCUAGAGCUACAGCAGCUGCGGCGGCCGCGGUUACGAUGGACACCCUGCGCCCUGAUAUGAGAGCAGUAGCUGCAGCUUCUGGCCUCGACCCGAGACAGCUGGACCCUCGCGAACAGAUCCGCCAGAUACCCGGAGGAGACAUGCGAGGCGAUCCCAGAGCACAGAAAAAACUCACUGGUGCAAGGAAUCAGCAACAAUCAAGACUUAAUCAAUGGAUUAGCAAAGACAAAGAAGAGAACAGCGAAUUUAGCAGGGCGCCUGGUUCCUCUUCUAAGCCAGUAGCUACCUCGCCCAAUAUGGCUCCACUUGGAUUAACUCAAUCGGACGGUCCAUGGUCAAGUGGACGCUCCGGUGAUACGGGUUGGCCAGAUUCCAGCGGUGGUGAUACUUCGAAUGACGUAAAAGACGCACAGUGGGCAACGACUGCUCAACCUUCCCUGACUGAUUUAGUACCUGAAUUUGAACCUGGAAAGCCCUGGAAAGGCAAUCAAAUAAAGUCUAUUGAAGAUGACCCUACUAUUACGCCCGGAUCUGUAGUGCGUUCACCGUUGUCAAUCGCUACUAUCAAAGAGAACGAACUUUUCAGUAUUAACGCGAACAAGAGUCCUCCAGCUACCGACGCGAUGCAACCGCUCAGCUCAACCACGUGGAGCUUCAACCCGCCUACCACUAAUGCUUUCACAAGCUCAAAAAAUCCGAUGCAAAGGUUACUGAGGCUACCAAGAGGCAGGGUUCUCAAGGCGAAUCACCAAAAACCAAGAGAACCAAAGUUUCUGGAGCAAAACACACCAGUCAGCCGUCGACUAGUCGAGAGGGCUAACCCAAGAACGGUGGGGGGAUUUUUCUGGACGGCAUCGUUGCCAGGAUUAGGCGACGAUGGAGAGGGAGAUCUGACUCAUUCCGAACCAACGAAAUUCCCAGAGACUGAGGGCUCACAUCUGGUUGCUUAA
Messenger RNA from Sitophilus oryzae (rice weevil), 1565 nucleotides. RefSeq names its product protein Gawky-like. Gene Ontology annotation, biological process: miRNA-mediated post-transcriptional gene silencing; positive regulation of nuclear-transcribed mRNA poly(A) tail shortening. The record is from RefSeq and is a predicted model, not a curated record. The annotation marks the transcript as partial. The transcript has 9 exons. Lineage: Eukaryota; Metazoa; Arthropoda; Insecta; Coleoptera; Curculionidae. Gene Ontology annotation, cellular component: P-body; nucleoplasm.